AGUUCUCCAUCAGUUACUCCCAGAAAUUCCCAUGCUACGGGGACAUAAAAUUAGUGAUAUAUUGCCGACAGUUUGAAAAAAAAAUGAUUAAUUAGGUUAAAAAAUGGAGUAAAAAUGUGAAAUUUAAUCUUAGUGAAAUAAAAAUAUAGAGUUGGAAAACACUGAUGGAUCAAAACGAGAAAUCUUUAUUCAAAACCUUUUUAUUUCCCUGACCAGGUGAUGAUGAAUUUCGACAUGGACUGUCUGGUGACUGAGAGUAUUGUAAAUUCUAUCAAACUGACCGAAGGACCGGUCACACAUAUGUCUAUGGCUGUUAAACAGACCUCCAGAACACCAUACUCAGACGCUACACAGACGAAGAAGCACUCCCCGAACCAUAUCAAGAGACCCAUGAAUGCUUUCAUGGUGUUCUCCCACAUUGAGCGGAAGAAGAUAGUUGAACUCAAUCCAGAUAUUCAUAAUGCAGAAAUAUCCAAACAGCUGGGGAAGAGAUGGAAAGCAUUAGAUGAGGAGAAAAGGAAACCCUUUGUUGAUGAAGCUGAGAGAUUGCGCCAACUACAUAUGCAGGAGUACCCAGACUAUAAAUACCGUCCUAGGAAGAAACUUAAAACCUCUCCCGGAUGUAAUCUUCCGUUGCCUAUAAAACAAUCGAAGGAUAAAGGACGGUAUGGGAGGGAUGGAUUAAUGAUUGAGAAUAAUAAUAUCAAGAACCAGUUUCUUCAUAAAACUGUAAUUACCUCUGGUGUUCAGAGCUUACCAACGGGUUAUCCUGAUGAACGAUUGAAGCUGAGGGUUACUAUAGACCAGAGAUUAGCACUCAGACCUGAUCAACACCUCACACCAAAGGUUCCAAGUUCCCCCACAUGUAGUUCUCCGGACCGUCCAGAAUCAUUUUAUGAAAACUUUUAUAAACCUCAACCCUGGUAUAGCCAACCCUCUUACUCACAGCAGGGAAACUCCCGCCUCGUUGUUCUGAAGCCUGAGAAUGAUCAAGUGAGUUAUCUUGUGAAAGCAGAACCAAAGAUUGAACCUGAAGACUCCCUUGCAGAUCUAGAGGGGAUCACCGAUUUACUGCCGAUCCAGACAGGCUUCCGUGUUGACUUGACUUCUUUGAAUGACCUAGACAGCUAUAGAGAAGAUCGGUCAGCUCGUUUCCAGCAGAUAGAUAGAUACAACCAGAAAUGGUUGAGUGGACGGGAGGUGGACAGAUGGGAAAACGCGAGCGUCGCGAGUAACAAUAGCUCACAUUGCUCACAUUUUGACUUCAGCACAAAUUCAGAAGAGUUGUUUCAUCAGAUUGGAAUCCCGGAUACCUCUGCUUCUGACUUCAUCACUCUUUAGAAGCAUUGUUAUGUUAAAAGAAAACUUUCUUAAUAAUAAUUUAUAAUUCUCACCAUCUUUAUAAACCAAGACAAUCCAAUAGGAUCCUUAUCAUCAAGAACAAUCCCAAUCGCCCUAAAGAGUCCUAAUCACCCUGAAGAACCCUAAUUACCCUGAAGAAUCCUUAGCACCCUGAAGAACCUUAAUCACCCUGAAGAAUCGUUAUCACCCUAAUGAACUUCAAUCAACCUAAAGAAUCGCAAUCACCCUGAAUAAUCCUAAUCAUCUGAAAAAUUAAAAUCUCUCUAAGAAAUCACAUUCACCCUGAAGAAUCCUAAUCACCCUAAGAACCCCAAUCACCCUGAAUAAUUCUAAUCACCCGAAAGAAUCCUAAUCCCAAUAAAGAAUCCCAAUCACCCUAAGAAUCUUAUCAUCGAAACAAAAUGCCCAACACCCGGAAAAUCCUAAUACUCCUAACAACAAAUACUAUAUCGAUAUAGGAUUUUACAUAUCUAUGAUA
Messenger RNA from Eurytemora carolleeae, 1840 nucleotides. RefSeq names its product transcription factor sem-2. The transcript has 13 exons. Gene Ontology annotation, molecular function: RNA polymerase II cis-regulatory region sequence-specific DNA binding; DNA-binding transcription factor activity, RNA polymerase II-specific. The record is from RefSeq and is a predicted model, not a curated record. Gene Ontology annotation, biological process: cell differentiation; regulation of DNA-templated transcription; anatomical structure morphogenesis. Bases 220 to 1341 code for a protein of 373 amino acids. Lineage: Eukaryota; Metazoa; Arthropoda; Copepoda; Calanoida; Temoridae.